UCUAUCGACAUAUCUUGAAGUUACACUGCUGACCGCCUUAUUUUCAAAGUUGCAUUUUCAUAGUUAUUAACCCCGGAAGUUACUGAUCAGGAGGACCAUAGACGGUCGACUACCUCCUGAAAGCUGCAGAGGGGACUUUCAGAGAAGGACCUCCGAUAUGCACUGAACAUUUUCAUAAGGCUGCAGCUUGUUGUUUCUAAUGGACGUGAAAACAGGUAUUUGUGUUCGUCUGCCUCUAAAGCAAAGAUAUCUCCUCCUGCUGUUUGCUGUCGCAGUAGUUCUCGUCAGUCAGUGGAUAAGGCAUCGCCCCCAAUCAGGGAGAAGACUGAUUCAUGUGGAGGGUCUGAGGGCCAACUCUUCUCAGUUCACUCUGGAGAGAAAACCCUUCCGCAUCCUUGGUGGCUCCAUCCAUUACUUCCGCGUCCCCAGAGCGUACUGGGAGGACCGUCUGCUGAAGAUGAAGGCCUGUGGCCUCAAUACACUCACCACGUAUGUGCCUUGGAACCUGCAUGAGCCUGAGCGAGGGGUCUUCAACUUUGAGGAUCAGCUGGAUUUAGAAGCCUAUAUCCGCCUGGCAGCCAGCCUGGGCCUCUGGGUGAUCCUGCGUCCGGGGCCGUACAUCUGUGCUGAGUGGGAUUUAGGGGGUCUACCCAGUUGGCUACUGAGGGAUCAGAACAUGAAACUGAGAACAACGUAUCCAGGAUUUACUGCUGCAGUCAGAUCCUUCUUUAACGAGCUUCUGAAGAGAGUUGUUCCACAUCAGUACUCAAAGGGUGGUCCAAUCAUCGCAGUGCAAGUGGAGAAUGAAUAUGGCUCCUAUGCAAAAGAUGAAGACUACAUGCCCUUCAUCAAGGAGGCGCUAUUGUCAAGGGGCAUCACAGAGCUGCUACUGACCUCAGACAACAAGGAAGGACUAAAGCGAGGAGGACUGAAAGGAGUAUUAGAAACCAUCAAUUUCCAGAAACUGAGAAUGGAUGAGAUCAAGUAUCUGGAUAAAAUACAACCUAACAAGCCCAAGAUGGUGAUGGAGUACUGGUCUGGCUGGUUUGAUGUUUGGGGGGACCUCCAUCAUGUCUUCUCCGCUGAGGAGAUGGUGGCUGUGGUCAGAACGAUCCUCACGCUGGACAUGUCCAUCAACCUCUACAUGUUUCACGGAGGGACAAACUUCGGCUUCAUGAGUGGGGCAUUUGAAUAUGGAACACAAGCGCCUAAGCAUAUGGUAACAAGCUAUGAUUACGAUGCUCCAUUAUCCGAGGCUGGGGAUUACACCACCAAGUACCAUCUUCUGAGGAAUUUAUUCAGCCUCUACCACACCCAGCCUCUCCAUGAACUGCCCUCUCUCCAGGAGAGGAGGGCGUACCAUCCCGUUGUCAUCACGCACUACCUGUCUCUGUGGGACUGUCUGAAUCUCAAUGACAAGCCAUUUAAGUGUGAAAAGCCAGUGAACAUGGAGAAUCUCCCCGUCAACAAUCACAAUGGCCAAUCCUACGGCUACACGUUGUACGAGACCUCCAUCACCGCUGCAGGAAGCCUCAACUCAAACAACAACAUCAGGGACAGAGCACUGGUUUUUGUGGACAAACAUUUGAUGGGGGUUAUGGAUAAUAAAACACAAGAACUUGCUCUCCCUGAAGGAAAGGGAAAAAGAACGCUGAGUUUACUGGUUGAGAAUUGUGGAAGAGUGAAUUAUGGGAAAACUCUGGAUACGCAGCGCAAAGGGCUUGUUGGAGAUAUCGAGUUAAACAAGAGCAUCCUCCGAGGCUUCAUUAUUCAUAGUCUGAGUUUGAAGCCAGGCUUUGUAAACAGACUUGAGAGUUCGGGCAAAUGGAUGUCAAUGCCUCAGAGACCCUCCUUCCCGGGUUUUUUUCAGGCCAAACUCUAUGUGGACACUUUUCCCAAAGACACCUUCAUCAAGCUCCCUGGCUGGGGAAAAGGCGUAGUGUUCAUCAACGGCAGGAAUCUGGGCCGAUACUGGACCAUCGGACCCCAGCAGACUCUGUAUGUCCCAGGCCCCUGGCUGCACAGAGGGACUAACCAGGUCAUAGUGUUUGAGGAGCAGGAAACAGAUGGUAAGAUUCAGUUUGCCAGCAGCCCUGACUACGGCAUGACUGUUGAUGUCGAGUGAGGCCAGGAGGUGAGAGGGGAUGAUGGGAGAGGAGAGGAGCUGGAGAGUGCAUGACUCAGGCCGUCGCUUUGAGCUUUGUCUUCUACAGCACUGACGUCGUUAGUAACUGUAUCGUCAACUCAUGUAUUACAACUGGAGACCAAAAGGACUGUGACAGAGCAUGGCUAAUAAAGUGUUCCACAGAGGAUGGAUUUAUACAUUUCAAAAGCCUACACAAAACUGUUGGCUGCUUUGAGGAUCCAAGUCCAAGGAGAAGGUUUUAUUUAUCUUGCAAAAACAUUUCAUUUGUUCCUUUUUAUGAUAUCCGGGGGGGGGAUACAAGCUGUGAUUGGACAUUAAUUCAAAGUAUGUUGUGUAAUUUGGAGGUCAGGCUUCCUGUCUUUGAUCUGUUUGCACCAGUUUUUCUAAAAAGGCCAAAGUAUUUGCUAAUUUGGAAAUCAAUCAUCAUUAAGCUAAAAGUUUAAGUUUUAAUGAAGACAUAGAACAUGGUCAAUAGAUCUGACCUGACGCUUCAAAUGAUGCCUGACAAUGAUGUAAACUAGAUGUAUUAAAAGUAAAAUUCACAUAAAUUACAAAUGCACCAGCUGUAAUAAUUAAACUAUAUUAAUACUGUUAGUUACUGCCCACAGAGCAGAUGUGGUAAAAUGUAUACAACUGCUGCAUCAGGGUGUCAUCAAUGUGCUUCUUCAAAAAUGUGCCAGAUUUCCAAAGACACACACACACAAAGCUAACAGACACAGUACCCGAGCACAAGUCAGAUUCUUCUCAGUUAUUUAUUUUUCUUGAUUCAACUAUCAUCUUUCUCUGAGACAAAAUAGCUGUGGCAAAUAAACAACCUUAAGAGUCACAUGCAUAAAAUGUGAAUCACAUGAGACUGGAAGAUGAAAAUGGAGAUGAGGCAAAAAGGUAGGACUUGUGUGUGAAGUGUAUUGUGCCUUAGAGAAGCCCUCAGAGAAAAACGCUCAGGUCGGAUGGUUCUAACAGACUUAUUCUUCAUGAGUUUUAGAUAUUGCUUAAUACAUCAUCUGCUCAGAGGGAGAGGAUAAAAAUCAGACGAUUGUAACAGCAUCAGUUGUGAGUUAAAGGAUUAUAAAUUGUUCUGCUGUUUCAGGUUACACCACAGAGAGUAACGUCACAGAAUUGUAUUUAAUCAUGAAACUGCUCGUUAAUGAACAUUCAGUUUUACUAUGAACCUCAUUUACUUUAACAAAAUGGAAGUUAUGCUGCUUCUUAAAUGUUCAAAUCCAGACGUUGACACACUUUUAAGUGUAACUCAACCUUUCAGAUAAAUUCAGCGUUUAUCUUCAAAACUAGUAAUGAUAAAUCAAGUAGAAUUCAGAGGAACAGCAAAGCUUUAGAGAAGAUGGUGUGUUCAGGGGCGUGUCCAGAGGGGUGACCCGGGCCCCCCCUAGAAGCCUGAUUGGCCACCAUAAGUGCCAACCCAAAAAUCCUAAAACUGUGAUUGGCUAUUAUCCCUGUCAGAGGUGGGACUUAAUUUUACAACCAAUCAUUUUGUGUUAUAAAGUAGAUGUUAGACAAGGUAAAUAAUUCAUAUCAGAGCCCGAGUUGGGCCACCCCAGUCAAAAAAAGUUUGGACACGCCCCCUUGGUGUGUUUGUGUUUGCCACUCGGUAGAAAAAACCUUUCAUUGAGCAAUAACACAGUACACUGCUUGUGUUCAUGCCUUUCAGAGAGCAGUUGGAAAAUACAGAUUUAAGGGCAAACACUGAUUGAAUCAACAUCCACACUUGCAAUAAAUACAUAAAUAAAUAUAUUAAAAUGUGUUUUUUUAAUAAUAAAUAAUGGGGAACAAGUUGUAAAGUA
This is a messenger RNA of Labrus mixtus (cuckoo wrasse), 3948 nucleotides long. RefSeq names its product beta-galactosidase-1-like protein 2. Gene Ontology annotation, biological process: carbohydrate metabolic process. Gene Ontology annotation, cellular component: vacuole. The record is from RefSeq and is a predicted model, not a curated record. The transcript is spliced from 20 exons. Gene Ontology annotation, molecular function: beta-galactosidase activity. The coding region runs from base 200 to 2125 and encodes 641 amino acids. NCBI's taxonomy places the organism in Eukaryota, Metazoa, Chordata, Actinopteri, Labriformes, Labridae.